GUAGAGCGCCGGGCGAACAAGAGACAGUCGCCACCUGGCAGCAUGUAAACAAAACCUGGCACCCUGCUCCGCGUCGCCACAACAAACGGGUCGACAAGCAGUCCUGCCAGGUUUGCCACGACAAUGUCCGACCGAAGCACACAAAUGAAAAACUCCAUCAACCAGAAACUGGUGGAGACUGGAGAGAAGGAAAGGCUGAAGGAUAUGCUGCGGCAGCGGCUGACGGAGUGUGGCUGGAGGGACGAGCUCAAGGAACAUGCUAAAGAGAUUGUACGAGAGCGAGGAUUACAGAAAGUGACUGUUGAUGAUUUAGUAAAGGAAAUCACACCUCAAGGCAGACGUAAGAGCAAUUGUAUUUGGUUAUUCUCUAAAGUACAACUUGCCAUGUGCUCUUGACAAGGAUCAUGGACC
Messenger RNA from Procambarus clarkii (red swamp crayfish), 411 nucleotides. Lineage: Eukaryota; Metazoa; Arthropoda; Malacostraca; Decapoda; Cambaridae. The record is from RefSeq and is a predicted model, not a curated record.